Molecule: messenger RNA, 1220 nt
Organism: Aspergillus caelatus
Lineage: Eukaryota; Fungi; Ascomycota; Eurotiomycetes; Eurotiales; Aspergillaceae
Product: putative mitochondrial phosphate carrier protein (Mir1)
Exons: 3
Coding region: 117-1055 (312 amino acids)
Biological process (GO): mitochondrial phosphate ion transmembrane transport
Cellular component (GO): mitochondrial inner membrane
Molecular function (GO): phosphate transmembrane transporter activity
Source: RefSeq, a predicted model, not a curated record
AUCUCAAUCCCUACUGAGCUUCAAUUGCUUGACAUUUCCACCCUCCCAUCUCCCCACUCCUCUCUUCCCUUUUCCUUUUUGUGUUUAGAGCAGAGUACGACUCUUCAUAUAAUAUAAUGUCCGCUAAAGCCGAAUCUCCCGCGCCCGCUGCUCCUCAGCAGCUCAGCGGCCUUGCUCUCUACUCCAGAUUCGCCUUCGCUGGUGCUGUCUGCUGUUCCGUCACCCACGGAGCUCUUACUCCUGUCGAUGUCGUCAAGACCAGAAUCCAGCUUGACCCCGUCACCUACAACCGUGGUAUGAUCGGUGGUUUCCGUCAGGUUAUUGCCAACGAGGGUGCUGGCGCUCUCCUCACUGGUUUCGGUCCUACCGCCGCCGGUUACUUCCUCCAGGGUGCUUUCAAGUUCGGUGGUUAUGAGUUCUUCAAGCAGCAGUGGAUCAACCAGCUCGGUUACGAGACUGCCUCCAACAACCGCACCGCUGUUUACCUUGCCUCUUCCGCCACCGCCGAGUUCUUCGCUGAUAUCGCCCUUUGCCCUCUUGAAGCCACCCGUAUCCGUCUCGUUUCCCAGCCCACUUUCGCUACCGGUCUCUUGAACGGUUUCGGUAAGAUCCUUAAGAACGAGGGUGUCGGCGCUUUCUACUCUGGAUUCGGUCCCAUUCUUUUCAAGCAGGUUCCCUACACCAUGGCCAAGUUCGUCGUUUUCGAGAAGGUUUCUGAGGCUAUCUACCGCAGUUUCGACAAGGACACCCUCACCGAUGGUGCUAAGACUACUAUCAACCUUGGCUCUGGUCUCAUUGCUGGUUUCGCUGCCGCUCUCGUCUCCCAGCCCGCCGAUACUAUGCUGAGCAAGAUCAACAAGACCCCCGGUGAGCCUGGUGAGGGUACCAUCUCUCGUCUCGUCAAGAUCGGUAAGGAGCUCGGUCUCCGUGGCUCCUACGCCGGUAUUGGUGCCCGUCUGUUCAUGGUUGGUACCCUGACUGCUGGUCAGUUCGCCAUCUACGGUGACAUCAAGCGUCUCUUGGGUGCCACUGGUGGUGUUGAGAUCGGCAAAUAGAUUAUUACCACAUGACUAGUUUGGUGUACUAUAUGCUACUAGAUUUGCGUUAAAAAUAUCUGUUCUCAAUAGAUUUCCCUUCGUGCGAUUUAUAUCUCUGCGAUUGCAGCUGCAUGAUAUCCACUACAAACCGGUACAGGCCGAGGAUCAUGCUAUGGGUAUGCU